AUGGGGAAUUCAUAUGCAGGGCAACUGAAAUCUGCCCGUUUUGAAGAAGCCCUUCACAACUCCAUAGAAGCCUCUCUAAGAUGCAGUAGCGUUGUCCCUAGGCCCAUUUUCUCACAACUCUACCUUGAUCCUGAGCAGCCUUCCUUCUCACUGGAAGGUAAUCAAGCAGAUGUAAAACCAAAAGUGGAAGAGCUGGACAAAGAACUGAUACAUCGUUACACCCAGAAUGGAAGCUUGGAUUUUUCUUCGAGCCAAACUGUUAAUGAGAUGGAUGAAGAUGAGGAUGAUGAAGAUAUGUCUGAUUCCAGUAGCCCACCAAUCCCAUAUGCACAAAAACCUGCCCCAGAAGGGUCUUGCACUACUGAUGGUUUUUGUCAAGCAGGCAAGGAUUUGAGGUUAAUAUCCCUGUGUAUGGAACAGAUUGAUAUCCCACCAGGAUUCCUUUUGGUAGGAGCCAAAUCUCCAAAUCUUCCUGAGCAUAUUCUUGUCUGUGCUGUUGACAAGAGGUUUUUGCCAGAUGACCAUGGGAAAAAUGCACUUUUAGGUUUUUCUGGAAACUGUAUAGGCUGUGGAGAAAAAGGAUUUCGAUAUUUCACUGAAUUUUCCAACCACAUUAACCUGAAGCUUACCACUCAGCCAAAGAAGCAGAAGCACUUAAAGUACUACCUAAUAAGAAGCGCCCAAGGUGUGCUGUCAAAGGGACCUCUAAUAUGCUGGAAAGAAUGUAGAAGCAGGCAAUCAUCUGCUGUUAGCCAUUCUGCUAAACCUAAUCCUUCAGCAUCUCCAUCCACGACCCCUGAGAGUGGAGCAGCCAAUGGAUACAAGACAGGGUUCACUCAGACAGACUCCUCAAUAUUCAGUCCAGCACAAUCUUCCUCUGCUGUUAAUUUAAGUGGAACACGAGAUUUGUCAAGGGAUAAGAACAUAGUGAAACCAAUUGCUUUGCCUGUGCAACCUGUAGGAAAGACAUUUGCAACAGGUCCACUCCCUCUGCGUCCUGGUGAUGUUGGUAGUGGAAACAACAACGGAGGACGAACUAGUGUCAUGAACUCUACAGUCUCUCGUCCAGUUCCUCACUCAAUGUCUCCUGGCCCUAGCGGCAUGUCUGGAGAACAAGGUGAAAAGACAUCCAUGACAAGUUCUGGGCCCCCAAAGAAACGACAUCGGGGAUGGUCUCCCGGAUCACCAGUCCCUCCUCCUGGCUUAGUUCUCCCUGUUCCUGCUAUUCGGCCUCUUCCAAGAACAGUUCCAGUUCCUCAAUCAAUGUUACCUGGAAUUUUACAGCCUCAACCAAUCCCGGCAGGGGAAACUGUAAUAGUUCCUGAAAAUCUGCUGAAUAACUCAGGAGUCAGACCAGUGAUUCUGAUAGGUUAUGGCACUUUACCCUAUUUCUAUGGGAAUGUUGGAGACAUUGUAGUAAGUCCUUUACUAGUGAAUUGCUACAAAAUUCCACAGCUGGACAACAAGGAUUUGGAUCUUUUCGGUUUGACGGGGAGUCAGUUACUAAGUGUGGAGAACAUGAUUAUUUUAACAAUACAGUAUCUUGUCCGAUUAGGUCCUGAUAAGAUACCUCUCAGGGAAGAAUUUGAACAGAUCAUGCUGAAAGCUAUGCAGGAAUUCACUGUGAGAGAGCAGUCCUUACAAAUGAGUGCUCAGUACAUCUCCUUGUCACCAGCUCAACUCCCGUGGCUUGCCAGGUUAAUUGCCAGUGUCUCCCAGGACAUGGUGCAUGUGAUAGUUACUCAAAAUUCGCUCGCUGAAGGCAUUUCAGAAACAUUGCGAUCUCUGACUGAAAUGAAACGCCAGCAGAAACUUCCAGAUUAUGUGGUUGCCAUCUGCACAUCAAAGAUCAGAGGAAAUGAGUUCUGUGUAGUAGUGUUAGGUCAAUAUCAGUCUAGGGCGCUGGCUGAGAGCAUGCUUACUACCAGCGAGUUUUUAAAAGAGAUCAGUUACGAACUCAUUACUGGAAAAGUUAGUUUUCUGGCAUCGCAUUUCAAAAAUACAUCUUUGGGUGAUGAAUUAGACAAGUUGCUGGAGACAAUGCAACAAAGAAGAGGAGAUAAUGUUGUAAUCCCAUUCAAUGGUGAUGUUAAUGAGUGUAUUUCAUCUCAAGAAGCAGCUGACAUGGUUUCCACUCAAGAACUAGAUUUUGAAACUGAAACCUUCCAGAUUUACCAACCACAGCUCACAGUUGCCAGAAAGCUCUUGUCACAGGUCUGUGCUAUAGCAGAUAGUGGCAACCAAAGCCUGGAUCUGGGCCAUUUCAGCAAAGUGGAUUUCAUUGUUGUAGUCCCUCGUUCAGAGGUGCUGGUUCAACAAACCAUUCAACGGAUUCGACAAUCAGGUGUUCUUGUAGACUUGGGCCUUGAAGAAAAUGGAGCAGCUUACCAAAAAGCUGAAAAAUAUGUGGUGCGGCUAGACAAUGAGAUUCAAACCAAGUUUGAAAUUUUUAUGAAGCGGGUGAAGCAGAAUCCAUAUACUCUCUUUGUGCUUGUUCAUGACAAUGCUCAUGUGGAUUUAACAAGCGCGAUCUCAAGCUCUUUAUCUCAUGGGGAGCCCAGCCAUGGACUUGCUGAUAGAGUAAUUAAUUGUAGAGAAGUUCUUGAAGCCUUCAACCUCCUUGUCCUUCAAGUGAGUUCUUUUCCAUAUGCUCUUCAAACUCUGCAGUCUAGAAUCAGCUCUUCCAAUGAGGUACACUGGAUACAGUUUAGUAACAUGGAGGACUUAGGCCGAGAUGAGAAACUGUAUUUUGGCUUGAGCGAAUAUGGCAAAUCUUUGCAGUGGGGAAUAACAAGCCCUCUUCUGAGAUGUGAUGAAACCUUUGAAAAAAUGGUCCAUACGCUCUUAGAGAGGUACCCCAGGCUGCACAGCAUGGUGAUUCGCUGCUAUCUGCUUAUUCAGCAGUAUUUGGAAGCCUUGAUGGCUCUCACUACCAUGGCCUCACUAAGAGACCACAGCACACCUGAGACACUCAGCAUAAUGGAUGACAUCAUCACUUCACCUGGCAAGGAUAAGAGUGGUCGUGGUCACAUGCUUGUCAUCAGGAUUCCCUCAGUGCAGCUGGCAAUGCUGGCCAAAGAGAGGCUGCAAGAAGCGCGAGAUAAACUAGGCCUGCAGUAUCGUUUUGAGAUCAUCCUGGGCAACCCAGCUUCAGAACUUGCCGUUGCCAAGCACUUUGUGAAACGAUUAAAGGCAUGGAGAGGAAAUGACCAGGAGGACUGGUUUCCUCAUACGUACCAGGAUUUAGAAGGUCUGCCUUGUAUCGUUGUUUUAACUGGCAAGGAUCCACUUGGGGAAACUUUUCCCAGGUCCUUGAAAUAUUGUGAUCUUCGACUGAUUGACUCAAGCUAUUUAACUCGUACUGCCUUAGAGCAAGAAGUGGGCCUGGCAUGCUGCUAUGUUUCAAAAGAGGCCAUCCGAGGGCCCAUUGUGGCUCUUGACCUUAGUGAGAAAGAACAGGAGAAGGCCAGUGUUAUUGAGAAUGAUGCUGAUGAGCUGUUAAUUGACCUGGAGAGACCUCAGAGUAACAGCAGUGCUGUGACUGGAACUUCAGGUUCUAUAGCUGAAAAUGGUGUGAGCUCCUCCAGUGCCACAGACAAGUCUCAGAAGCCACCAGCAUCCCUUAACUUCCAGAAUGUGGUCAACAGCUCAGUCGAUGAAGGCUUCACUGCUGGGGAGACCUUGAAGCAAGAAUGUGACUCUCUUGGCAACCAGAUAGCAAGCAGUACUACUUCUAAAUUGUCAGCAUCAUCCUUCUCCAUCAGCCAGACAUUCCGGUUGCCUAGCCAGUCUGUGAAAGAGUGCAAGGGCUUGCAUGUGGCCUUACCUCGGGUUGUCAUCUUAUCUAAAGCUGCCUAUUGCCUCCUUGGCUCACAGAAAAGUGGGCAGCCGCUUUCUUCCUCUUCUCUCUCGCCUCAUGCUGAUGUGUCUUGGACGAGCUCUCUGAGGCCCUUGCUGCACAAGGACAUGACCAGCGAAGAGCAGUCUUUGUACUACAGGCAGUGGACUGCAGCUCGCCAGCACCAUGCAGACUAUGGCAAUCAGAGCGAAACUGCCAACGGGAGGAGCUUUCACCCACGACGGCUACUUCUGACAGGACCUCCUCAGGUAGGAAAAACUGGCUCUUACUUGCAAUUCCUACGAAUACUCUUUCGCAUGCUGAUCCGGUUACUGGAGGUGGAUGUGUACGAUGAGGAGGCCAUUAAUACUAAUUAUACCGAGGACAAUGAAAUUGCACAGUCCAACACUGAUCAGUGGCCUGAUGUUGAAAUCAUCAGUAAAACUGCUUUUGAUCUCAGCAUACAUGAUCCAAAGUAUGUCUUCAUGAGCCCUGUAUAUACGGAGCAAUUGCAAAGAAUAAAGCAAGAGCCAAACAAAGAAACCAAAACUGAUGACUCCAGAAAACGGAAUACUGUAUCUAUGAUGUUGACUAAAUAUGCAGCUUAUAAUACAUUUCAUCACUGUGAACAAUGCCAUCAGUACAUGGAUAUAAAUCCUUCAGUCCAGAUGUCUGACUCCACGCUACAUGCAUUUACGUUCUCGUCCUCAAUGUUAGGAGAAGAGAUUCAGCUUCAUUUUAUAAUCCCUAAGUCCAAAGAGAGCUAUUUUGUCUUCAGCAAGCAGGGCAAGCACCUGGAAAGCAUGCGUCUUCCUCUUGUAUCUGAUAAGAAUGUGAAUGCAGUGAAAAGUCCUAUUUUCACUCCUUCAAGUGGACGCCAUGAACAUGGCCUCUUGAAUCUGUACCAUGCUAUGGAAGGUGUGAACCACCUCCAUCUCCUAGUGGUGAAGGAAUAUGAAAUGCCACUGUACCGCAAGUAUUGGCCCAAUCACAUCAUGCUGGUUUUGCCAGGCAUAUUCAACAAUGCUGGAGUUGGUGCAGCCAGAUUCCUUAUUAAGGAGCUUUCUUACCAUAACCUGGAACUGGAGAGGAACCGACUAGAAGAGCUGGGGGUCAAGCGUCAGUGUGUCUGGCCUUUCAUUGUUGUUAUGGAUGACUCUUGUGUUUUAUGGAACUGCCAUAGUAUCCCAGAACAAUCCAGUCAGUCCAUGGAUCAAGGAACAACCAGUAAAAAUGUGUCUUUGAAAAGUGUCCUGCAGCACAUUGAAGCCACGCCAAAAAUUGUCCACUAUGCAAUACUAGGGAUUCAGAAGUGGAAGAGCAAACUGAAUUCCAGGCCACCAAAAGCUCCCUUCUCAAGGUGCCACAUCCAUGACUUCAUUCUGCUCAACAUAGAUCUGACUCAAAAUGUGCAAUAUGAUCUAAACAGGUAUUUCUGUGAAGAUGUAGACUUUAAUCUGAGAACAAACAGCAGUGGCCUGCUUAUUUGUUGCUUUAACAACUUCAGUCUCAUGAAGAAACACAUCCAGGUUGGAGGGCAAAAGGAUUUUGCUGUUAAGCCUAAAAUAAUGGUGUCAGAGAACUUGACUCCAGUAAUGCCUCUUCAAUAUGUCUGUGCUCCAGACAGUGAGCACACACUCCUGGCAGCUCCCGCUCAGUUCCUCUUAGAGAAGUUCCUUCAACAUGCCACAUAUAAGCUUUUCCCAAAGGCUAUCCAUAACUUCAGGAGCCCUGUCCUUGCUAUUGACUGCUACCUGAACAUUGGGCCAGAGGUAGCUCUCUGCUACAUCAGUUCACGACCACAUUCUGUUAAUGUCAACUCUGAAGGGGUAUUUUUUAGUGGACUUCUCCUAUACCUUUGUGACUCCUUUGUAGGCGCAGAUUUUCUUAAGAAGUUCAAAUUCCUGAAAGGUGCAACCCUGUGUGUAAUUUGCCAAGACAGGAGCUCUUUGCGUCAAACAAUAGUCCGUUUAGAGCUGGAAGAUGAAUGGCAGUUUCGUCUUAGAGAUGAAUUUCAAACUGCUAACAGCAGUGACGAUAAACCACUCUAUUUUCUUACUGGACGCCAUAUAUAA
Molecule: messenger RNA, 5913 nt
Organism: Gekko japonicus
Lineage: Eukaryota; Metazoa; Chordata; Lepidosauria; Squamata; Gekkonidae
Gene: GREB1L
Product: growth regulation by estrogen in breast cancer-like
Exons: 32
Coding region: 1-5913 (1970 amino acids)
Biological process (GO): multicellular organism development; kidney development
Source: RefSeq, a predicted model, not a curated record